UUAGCUUUUCUCUUGCUUUACACACUCCUUGUUAGUCGUUGGUCCAAAAACAACAAAGGAAAACCCAUAAAUCGGCUUUUGUUUGACAGGACUGCACGAUUUGUCCUAGAAAACCUCUCUGUCCGUCAACUCCCAGCUGCUUCUCCUACCUCGGAGGAAAUGUACUUCAAGUGGAUAAGUGAGCAGAAGUUGAAGCCAGUCAUUGAUAAACUCAUACUAGAUGCAAGUCUCAUGUGGGUUGGGAAAGAGGGAAUGAAUUAUGCAAUGAUUUACUGUCAUGGAGGCGGCUAUAUAGGCCCUCUCUCUGAUUUUCAAAUUGAGUUCUGGCACCGUCUUCAAGUCUCCUUGCAAAGUCAAGAACCAGGAGUGCAGCUAGGCGUUGCUGUGCUAGACUAUUCUUUAUACCCUGCCGGCUUUCCGACCCAGCUACACCAGUUAAUUUCUGCAAUUACCCAAAUCAUAUCUUCUGGUCUUCCACCAUCCCAUAUCUUUCUUGCUGGAGAUUCCGCCGGAGCCAAUAUCAUCAUCCAGCUCAUCGGUCAUCUCCUUCAUCCAUCUCCCCAAAUCACUGAACAUUUGGAGCUUCCA
Lentinula edodes (shiitake mushroom) is the source of this 588-nucleotide messenger RNA. RefSeq lists its product as uncharacterized. Lineage: Eukaryota; Fungi; Basidiomycota; Agaricomycetes; Agaricales; Omphalotaceae. The annotation marks the transcript as partial. Gene Ontology annotation, molecular function: hydrolase activity. The transcript is spliced from 3 exons. The record is from RefSeq and is a predicted model, not a curated record.